Planococcus citri (citrus mealybug) is the source of this 2007-nucleotide messenger RNA. RefSeq names its product cytosolic carboxypeptidase 6-like. NCBI's taxonomy places the organism in Eukaryota, Metazoa, Arthropoda, Insecta, Hemiptera, Pseudococcidae. The record is from RefSeq and is a predicted model, not a curated record. Gene Ontology annotation, molecular function: metallocarboxypeptidase activity; zinc ion binding. The transcript has 12 exons. Bases 168 to 1943 code for a protein of 591 amino acids. Gene Ontology annotation, biological process: proteolysis; protein side chain deglutamylation.
UUUAUUGUCACGUGCAACAGUACUCUAUAGUGAUAACGUGUACCUGGCACCGUGGUAAUUUAUACCAUAUGCGGACUUGUAUUUAUGGUUGCCGGUGUUUUAUAACCUGGCGUGUUAUUUCACCGUAGUUUAGCGUUGAUAAGCGAGCCAAACGAACGGUCUAUUUGAUGGGAGAUUCGGAAAGUGAAGAUAGCGAUGCUGAGGGAGGUCUAGGGAAUGUCAGCAGAGUAGUCAUGAGACCUCCAGGACAUAGUGGUAAAGCUAAAAAAGGACAUUUGUGUUUUGAUGCCUCGUUUGAAACAGGUAAUUUGGGCAAAGUAGAUUUAAUAUCGGAUUUCGAAUACGAUUUGUUCAUCAGACCAGAUACUUGCAAUCCUUAUCACAGAAUGUGGUUCAAUUUUAUAGUCGAUAAUAUCAAACUGGAUCAAAGAGUACUGUUCAACAUUGUUAACAUUAGUAAACACAAGAACCAUUUCUGCGAUGGAAUGACUCCAAUAGUGAAAUCAACCAGUAGAAAAAAAUGGAAUCGAAUGCCCCCUCAUCAAGUUUACUAUUACCGAUCACCUUACCAUAAUGACAAUUACGUUUUAACAUUGGCAUUUUGUUUCGAUAAAGAAGAAGAAGCUUAUCAAUUUUCCUACAGUUAUCCAUACUCUUACACCAGAUGCCAAGCAUACUUGGAGCUAAUCGAGCGCAAAACGUUACCCCAUUUCAAACGAGAACUUUUAGGAAAUUCUUUGCAAAAAAGAAGAGUAGAUAUAGUAACGAUUACCCAUCCUUCAAAUAUGGAACUCAGAUCGAAGAUCAGAAUGGUUGUGAUAUGUUCUCGAGUCCAUCCUGGCGAUUCUCCGUCUUCUUACGUUUGCCAAGGAAUUAUCGACUUUCUCAUAAGCAAUCAUCCUGUAGCUGAAAAGCUAAGGAAUAACGUCGUUUUCAAGAUUAUACCAAUGAUCAAUCCAGAUGGUGUUGUGUUAGGCAACUUCAGGUCUAAUUUACUGGGGGCUGAUUUUAAUCGUAAUUGGAAUCGUAUAUCUCAAUGGAUGCAUCCUCCUUUGCAUGCCAUCAAUAAUACCAUCAAUAAGCUGAACGCUCAUAAAAACGUAGAAUUAGAUUUUGUGAUAGAUAUUCACGCUCAUUGCAGCCUGUGUGGAGUUUUCGUGCAUGGCAACACUUAUGAAGACGUUUACAGACACGAAAGACACACAUUAUUUCCAAAAUUACUCUCUCAAAAUAUCGAUGGCUAUGAACCCAAUUACUGCAUGUUCAACAGAGACCCAAAACAGAAAGGAUCUUGUCGAAGAUUUUUUUCCAAUUUAAGAGAAACUGUCAAUUGCUAUUCUAUAUUUACCUCGUUUUACGGAUAUACUCGUAAAAGCAACAAGACUUUCAUUCAUUUCAAUGAAGAGCUAUAUCACAGAGUCGGUCGAAACAUCGUCCGUUCAUUCUCCGACUACUACCGCUACGUUGGCGUCUUACCAGCCAAGCCAAAAUCCACCAAAUCAACCACCACCACCACCACAAAAUCAGCACGAAAGAAACCCUCAAAAAAAUCAAAACAUCGAGCCAAAGUCAGAACACACUCCAAAAUCAAGAGACGAAAAUUCAAAAAAUUGCGCCGUCGUUAUCACCACCAUCGGUCGAAAAAAAUCAAACAAGCUUUACGAGUAAUUACAUCGGUCGAGUUGAAAUCAAAGCUCGAUUUAAAAAAGGGAUUCAUCGAUUUCUCCAAUAUCGAGUUUCCAAAGCCAUCGAUCGAUAAUCAGAAGAGGAUGAUUACGAUCAGACGUAAACUAUUGUCGAGAUUUCGCAACGUUAAAUGUGCUGAAGAGCAAGAGUCGUCCAAUUCCUUGAGUAGGAAGGACGAUAAUAGUGCUUCUAAGACUGAAUCUUCGAUUAAAAUUAUCACUAUAGGGGAAGGAUAUUUGGAUAAGUUACGAGUAUAAUAAUAAAUAAUUAUAAAUAAGAUUAAAUUCACCAAAAAUAAAACGUUCCUAUUAUUCGGUUAAA